AUGGUAAGUUUGCCGUUGAUGUUUGUUUAUCUUUUGUCUCUCAUCAUCUUAAUCGAUAUCAUCUCUCUUCCUCAACCAUCACUGGCCCUGUCCUCCUGUAACGGCGCAUGCGCAACCCUCAACGACUGCGAUGGUCAGCUCAUCUGCAUCAACCGCAAGUGCAACGACGACCCGGAUGUUGGUACUCACAUAUGCAGUAAACCGCCGCCACCACCUCCCAUGACCGCCGGAGGUUCAAAUUCAAAGGCUAAAUAUGAAAUAGGCAUUUCGGCUGGUGUUUCGGGCAUCUUCAUAAUCAUUUUUUGCAUUGUAUGCAUAUCAAGGAAAAGAAUAUCAGGUUUCUUCAAGAAAGAUAUAGGGGAUGAGUUUGAUGUUGAGGCAUUUAUAAGGAACUAUGGAUCCCUUACUCCAAAACGGUAUAGUUAUGCAGAUGUCAAGAAAAUGACAGACUCAUUCAAAGAUAAAAUAGGUAAAGGUGGAUUUGGAACCGUGUACAAAGGCAGGCUGCCGGAUGGCCUUGUCGUGGCUGUGAAAGUCCUAAGCGAGUCCAAUGGUAAUGCAGAAGACUUUAUUAAUGAAGUUGCUAGCAUUGGUAGAACCUCCCAUGUCAACAUUGUCACUCUCUCUGGAUUCUGUUAUGAGAGGGACAAAAGAGCUUUGAUUUAUGAAUUCAUGCCCAAUGGAUCUUUAGAUAAGUUCAGACAUGAGCAAGGAUCUGAAGCAAAAUGUCCCUUGGAAUGGAAAACACUAUCUGAAAUUGCUGUUGGCAUUGCGCGAGGACUAGAAUACUUACAUCGUGGAUGUAACACUAGAAUUCUGCAUUUAGACAUCAAACCACAGAACAUUCUUUUGGAUAAAGAUUUUUGCCCGAAAAUCGCUGAUUUCGGGCUUGCCAAACUAUGCAAACCAAAGGAGAGUAUUGUAUCCAUGAUGGGGACAAGAGGAACUGCAGGGUACAUUGCACCAGAAGUGUUUAGCCGGAACUUUGGAGGCGUAUCUCACAAGUCUGAUGUGUACAGCUACGGCAUGUUGGUUCUUGAAAUGGUUGGAGCCAGAAAGAAUUUGGAUUCGGAAGCGUCUCAUACCAGUGAAUUGUUUCCGCAUUACGUUUAUAAAGAUCUAGAGCUAGACAAUGAUGAGAAUGUUUUUGGGGCAAUCACAGAGGAGGGAAAAGAAAUAGCAAGAAAGAUGGUAAUAAUAAGUAUGUGGUGCAUUCAGACAAAUCCUUCCGAUCGGCCAUCAAUGGGCAAAGUAGUAGAGAUGUUGGAAGGACCUCUUCACACAUUGCAAAUUGCACCCAAGCCUUUCUUGUUUUCUCCUGCACAAGGCUCUAUGAUCACAUCCCAACCAGCUGAAAUAGAUACUAAGGCAAUUUUGUCUCAUGAGCAGAUCACUGGUAAUUAGGAAAUUCUAGCUGAAUUAUUGUAACAUAGUUCCGUUAUCGUAAAUCAGACAGUUUUCAUUAUCCAAGUAAACUAUAUAUUCUAUGGCC
Messenger RNA from Prunus mume (Japanese apricot), 1492 nucleotides. The record is from RefSeq and is a predicted model, not a curated record. NCBI's taxonomy places the organism in Eukaryota, Viridiplantae, Streptophyta, Magnoliopsida, Rosales, Rosaceae.